GUCAUCGAAUUCGUAGGGUGAAAUCUGAGGCUGAAGCUGGUUUCUGGAACCUUCUUGAAGGCGUGCCGCAAACUCUGCAUUCAAAUCUCCAUUUGUUUUGCCACAAGCAUCGCAGACAGCGUCAACCAUGGCCGAUGACUUCGAUUUCGCGGACCAAGUCCCUCCUUCCUUCGACCGUGUGGGAAACGUGAUUAAGGAUUCUGGAUCCCAAGGGUUCAACCCAGGCUUAAUAGUUCUUCUGGUUGUAGUUGGGUUGCUAUUGGCAUUCCUUAUUGGAAAUUUUGUGCUCUACACGUAUGCACAGAAGACCCUCCCUCCCAGGAAAAAGAAGCCGGUCUCAAAGAAGAAGAUGAAGAAGGAGAGACUGAAGCAAGGCAUCUCUGCACCUGGAGAGUAGAUAAUUUGUACUCUGGUUUAAAUUGUACUCCAGAAAAAAUACUUUCCCUUUCUGUGGUGUCUUGAAUUACGUUAAUUUUCAUCUUUCUAUCCUGAGUAUUACUGAUAGAAAGUUUAACCACAUAAAUUAGUGCUUUAACAAUUUGGGACAGGCUAAUAUUUAUGAUUAAAUCAUCAUUUU
This is a messenger RNA of Abrus precatorius (Indian licorice), 577 nucleotides long. RefSeq names its product DNA-binding protein S1FA-like. Gene Ontology annotation, cellular component: nucleus. Bases 128 to 397 code for a protein of 89 amino acids. Lineage: Eukaryota; Viridiplantae; Streptophyta; Magnoliopsida; Fabales; Fabaceae. The transcript is spliced from 2 exons. Gene Ontology annotation, molecular function: DNA binding. Gene Ontology annotation, biological process: regulation of DNA-templated transcription. The record is from RefSeq and is a predicted model, not a curated record.